GAAGAGAUAAAGGGUAUUAGAGCCCAGCCUUAGAUGAGGCAUUACUGUCCUGUGGAUUACUGUAAUCUAGCCUCUGUGCCGUGGGCAUCAGCGUGGUCUCUCUCGUCCACUCACUCACAACGCAAGAUGGAGCAACGCAGGAGCUGUGGCGUUCUCUUGGUGCUUCUGCUGCUCACUGAAGGUCUGAUUCAAGUCCACACUCAGGAGGAGCAGGAGGUGACGAAGCCGUGGACGGCGAAAGCCUGCAAGUGCGACUGUGAGGGGGAGUCGCCCACGGAGACGAGUGGCAGCGUUGCGUUCGGCUCCAGCUUCCCAGGUGACUGCAUGCCAGAGUGUCCCUAUCAUAAGCCUAUGGGCUUUGAGGCCGGGUCCGUGUCUCCAGACCAGAUCAGCUGCCCUAACGAGGACCAGUACACCGGCUGGUUCUCCUCCUGGACCGCCAGCAAGGCCAGACUCAACAGCCAGGGCUUUGGGUGCGCAUGGCUCUCCAAGUACCAGGACACCAACCAGUGGCUGCAGAUCGAUUUCAAGGACGUGACGGUGGUGUCUGGCAUCCUGACUCAGGGCCGCUGUGAUGCGGACGAGUGGAUCACCAAGUACAGCGUCCAGUACCGCACCAACGAGAGCCUCAACUGGGUCUACUACAAGGACCAGACCGGCAACAACAGGGUGUUCUACGGGAACUCGGACCGGUCCUCGACGGUGCAGAACCUGCUGCGGCCGCCCAUCGUGGCGCGCUACGUCCGCCUGCUGCCCCUGGGCUGGCACACACGCAUCGCCAUCCGCAUGGAGCUCCUGAUGUGCAUGAGCAAGUGCACUUGA
This is a messenger RNA of Sardina pilchardus (European sardine), 822 nucleotides long. It is a transcript of the gene rs1a, whose product is annotated as retinoschisin 1a. Lineage: Eukaryota; Metazoa; Chordata; Actinopteri; Clupeiformes; Clupeidae. Bases 34 to 822 code for a protein of 262 amino acids. The transcript has 6 exons. The record is from RefSeq and is a predicted model, not a curated record.